CAGCGACAUAUUUAUCAACAACGUUGGUGUCACGCUUCUGACGUACUUGUCACGUGUCUGUUGAGGCCAUACCCUUCUCACACGUAAAAGUACACGACUGUCUCCUUCUGCAGGUAAUCCGUGGCACGAACCACUCGCCAUAGUAGGGGGACCUCCUAUCCACUGCAACCCGGGCUUUAAUUCCGUUCACACUGCGAGACCCCAUCAGAGUCCACCGCUGAGAUCCACGCAACCUGCACCGUUACGGAUUUAAUGUUUUUAACAGGCUGUUUUCCCGAAAGUACUGUGUUUAUCUGCGCCGUGAAACUCUCGAGUGAAACAGAUGUCCUGCAUGGAGGAAAUGAGGAAAGAAUUAAACACAGCGAGGACAAGGAUGAGUAAAAAGGGAGAAUAAAUCAGUAGACUCAGUGUGUGUGGAUGAGGCUGUGAGAGGGUCAGUAUAUCAGGAUGACGAUGAAAGGCUUGUCCUCCAGCCGCAGCCACCACCACACACUCACACACUGCGACCCAUCCUACGAGUCUUUGACCCUUCGCCACGACCGACGGCCUUAUGUCCUUAACCAGGCCCACCCAAGUGACCACAGCUUCUAUGGGUGCCAGUCUGAUCUGGCCAGCAGCACAUUUCCACGCCGACAUCACGGCUCGCAUCACGAGCUUAAGGACGAAUGUGCCAUAGUGCCCUAUGUGGGACCAGGGGGGAUAGCUGGAGGAACUGGGGGCGGGUGCGGUCCAUGCAGCUCAGCUACCAUCCCAUCAUCCCUGUUGGAGAAGUUUGACCAGCAGCAACCAGUGAGAAAGGAUGGGUAUCACACAUUGCAAUACAAACGGACUGCUGCGCUGGAGCACCAGCGCAGUGACAGUCCUGGGCGUAUACGCCACCUUGUACACUCUGUCCAAAAACUAUUCACCAAGUCCCAUUCCCUGGAAGGUCCCAGUCAACGGAGCCUCAACGGAAAUGACCCCGCCAUCCCAACCGAUGCAAUGGCUACUGCCACAUCCCAUCCAAACGUUUCCACCACAACUGUAGGCACCCUGCACAAGUCGUCCAGCAACAAGCGAGGGAAAAACAAGGAACGCAGUCGCUCCGAGCCCAAACCUCGUGCACGGACACCCGGGUCGGGUUACUGGAGCUCCGACGACACUCUAGACAGGGAGAUCUGCCUCUACCACCAGCAUCAACCCUCUGGAGUCAUGACCAUGGGCCGGCAUCCAGACAAGUCCCAGUCCCACUACUUCUUGGGACAGAGCUACAACACACUAGGAGGGGGACACUUGUCCCUGAAGACCUCACGUAGCAACAAUGACAUUGGAAGUUGCUCCACUUGCUCCAACCCCACAGGAGGUGCUCUGACCUUCAGAAGCCCGAUGUCAGUAGACCAGGCUGGGCCACUCGUCAAGAAGAGCUCCUGGUCAAGCACACUAACGGUGAGCAGGGCCCGAGAGGUGUACCAGAAGGCCACAGUCAAUAUCGAUAAAGCUCUAGUCAAAGCACAGACCUGCCAGCAGGGACGAACCUGCCAGUUUUUACAGGUUCCUCAGGAUGAGUGGGGUGGCUUCUCGUCUGUGGGUCAGGAUGACGAGAUCCCGUGCAGGAGGAUGAGGAGUGGCAGCUACAUCAAGGCUAUGGCAGAGGAGGACAGUGGAGACUCAGACUGCAGCCCUAAACCCUCACCCAAAGUCCAGGCCCGGAGAGCCAGCUACCUGAAAGCCACUCAGCCCUCCCUCACUGAGAUGACCACACUCAAGAUCAGUACGGAGUCCCAUUCCCCCAAGCUGCAGAUCCGGAGUCACAGUUACCUGCGAGCGGUGAGUGAGGUCUCAAUCAACCGCAGUUUGGACAGUCUGGACCCGGCCGGUCUGCUGGCCUCGCCCAAAUUUCGUUCCCGAAAUGAGAGUUACAUGAGGGCCAUGAGCACCAUCAGCCAGGUGAGCGAGGUGGAAGUAAAUGGACAGAUUGAGGCCGUGUGUGAGAGUGUGUUCAGUGAGAUGGAGUCUAAGGCCAUGGAUGCUCUGGAUCUACCAGGGUCCGGAUGCUUCCGCAUGAGGAGCCACAGUUACGUGCGGGCCAUCGAAAAGGGCUGCUCGCAGGAGGAAGAAGAGGAGAGAGCGACGCGUCAGGCCAUCUCACCACCUCGAACUACAACUACUGUUAGAACCAUCCAGAGCAGUACAGUAUCAUCAUGUAUAACCACCUACAAGAAAACCCCACCCCCAGUCCCGCCCAGGUCAACACCCACCAGACCAUACAUCUCUAUAACAGCCCAGAGCAGCACAGAAUCUGCACAAGAUGCCUACAAUGAGCUCACCAGUGCUGGUCCUGCUAACCGGGCCUUAGCAGCGGUCAAGUCGGGCCUCAGCAACUCCACAGAGAGCAUUGAUAGCAUGAAGGCCCUGACAGCAGCCAUCGAGGCAGCAAACGCGCAAGUCCACGGCCCAGCCAGCCAGCAUGUGACCAACAGCACCAUCACCAUCACCACAGCCUCCGCCACCACUAGCGUAAGACACAUCUCACAGGAAGCUAAGAGAGAUGCCCUCAGGAAGUGCCUGUCUAUAGGGAUACAGGUGGACGGUCCUGAGGAAACCAACCAAUCAGAAGUGCACUGCAAGUUUCAGUCUGUCGGCAUUCAAGUGGAGGAGGAGAGAUGCUACCGCAGAGUUACACGCUCCAACAGUGUCACCACUGCCGUCCAAGCUGAUCUUGAUCUUCUGGAGGGUCUUGAUGAUGACCAGUUUACACAGACCAACCAGGGGCCCAUUGUUCGCCAGCCAUCCCGAGAUUCAGCCACUUCUACUGUCAGCAUCCAGGGCUCUGGGAACCACUACAUUGCCUGUGUCCAAGAUGACUACACCGACGUGGGCUUUGACCCCUCCAUUCUGCCCCCUCCAGACCCCUGGAUGGAUGGAGCCACGGAGGAGGAAUAUGCGAGUGGGGUGUCAGGGUCCGUGUGUCCGCAGGAUGGACGUUGGUUUCUAAAACUGCUGCAAGCAGAGGUGAAGAGGAUGGAGGGGUGGUGCAAACAGAUGGAGCAAGAUGAGAGAGACAAUGAGCUCCCAGAAGACAUUCUCGGCAAGAUUCGUAGUGCAGUGGGUAGCGCUCAGUUGCUGAUGUCGCAGAAAUUUCAGCAGUUCCGGGAGCUCUGUGAAGAAAACUUGAAUCCCAAUGCCCACCCACGGCCCGUGUCUCAAGAUCUGGCAGGAUUCUGGGACAUGCUGCAGCUGUCCAUUGAGAACAUCAGCCUGAAGUUUGAUGAGCUGCACCAGCUGAAAGCUAACAACUGGAAAGCACUGGAGCCUCCUGAGAGAAAGUGAUCUGGUUUUGAGGCGAUGCUCCCAAAUUGCACGCUGCAUGUGCUUUACAUCCAGUGGUCCCGUUCAUCUCAUGCCAAAUGGGUUGAACUCCUAGCUGGCAAAAAUGGCUAAGAUCUCACUUAAUGUAUUUGGCUGAUGCCUGGCACUCAAAAACAACUAAAUAUUGCUGAUGACCCAAAAGAUGACCCCACAAUUGCAUGCAUUAGCAGUGUUGUGUUACGUCAAGGAGUGGCACUAACCAGUUUGUUGUUGCUGUCCAGGAGAGGCGCGUGCCCCCUCCAGUACCCAGGAAGCCGAGGAGGGGUCCCGUACUGCUAGUGAGAGACCGGUCUUUGGAGGGCUCCCAGCGGUUGGAGGCCCGUAAGCGGCUGUUAGCGGCUAAACGCGCUGCUGCCUCUCAGCGCCAGAACUCUGCUACAGAAUGCGCGGACAGCAUCGAAAUAUACAUCCCAGAGGCCCAAACACGAUUAUAAACACUGAAAUCCGGGUGCUCAGAAGCCUAAAUAGACACACACACAUCUUCAACCAUAACACAAUAGCACUGAAUGACAAAGGCAGGGUAGCUGUAACAUAAUCACACCUCUUUUCUUGUGUAAAGGAGAGUUUCUUCACUGUGGGCUUCUACUGUAUGUAUUUACGACUUAAUUUUACUCUCUUCCUCCAUCCUGCCAUUUGCGAUGUAGCUCCCUUGUUAAACUCCCAAAGACUUUUAAUAUUUCUAUUAGACACUCUAUAUUUAAUUGUUAAAAUAACCAAUAAUAUAUAUUCAUGCAUACAAUACAACAUAUUAUUAUGUCUGUUGAUAUUACUACCCAAAUAAUGCACACUGCUGAAUUUUAUUAUUUCAUUUGUAGUUUUUUGCAGUGUAAGGGCAAUGUUUUGUGUUCUCAAAGAGGACAUAACUUCUAAAAGGGCAACAUACCGAUCACUUCUAAAGAUUUUAACGCCAAUGUAGCCACAAAUUCAGUGUGUGUAUGUAUGUAAAUGUGCGUGUCAGGCUUUUAGUACAUGUAUCUCUCACAUGUCACCCUGCACCUCUGAGACAGGGCGAGGUUGUUCUGUUUUCAGUAUCAGGGGAUAGAAUGGAAAAACCACCUCUUCUCUUCUUUCUUCUCAUAUUUUUCAACCUCCCACUCGGUCAUCCUCUCCCGUCCUCUCAAACCAUCCUAUCUCCUUUCCCGUCUGCUCACUAUCAUCUCCCCUCAGCAGUGCUACUCACCUGUAUGACUGACAUAGAUGUCCAUUGUAUCUAUCAAAUGUGACACGUUUAUCUGUCACCACUUGACAGAAGCGCUGUCAGAACAUGCUCGGAUUCAUUAGUCAUUCAUAAAUUAGCAAUGUGUCACGUUGUGAAACGUUACAUACGCAGUCAGGGAUUUCAUUCAGCAUUAAUCCCCGUUCACACUGACGGCGAUGAAGUGAUGUGUAAUUCAAUUAUGAAAUAAAUAUUCACAAUCUAUAAAUCCACAAUUGUGACCCAUUGUGAAUUUUUAUUUCAUAAUUGUGAUUGUUAUGACUUAGCGUAAUUAUAAUUGUAUGCUAACUGCGACUUUUUAUCGUAAUUAUAACUAUUUCUCACAAUUACGUUUAAGAUUCUAACAGUGUAUCACAAGAGAUUUUUUUUUUUCAUAAUUAUGAUUUUACGUAAUGUGAUUAUGGUUUUAGGUGUUAAUUGUGAUAACAUAAUCAUGACUGUUUCUCGCAUUUGCGUUUUCAUGUGUCAUAGUCUGACAAUAUAUUACAAUUGUGACCAUAUAUCACAAGAUAUUUAAUAUCUUUUAAUUGAGACUUUACUCUUAUAAUUGCGGUGAUAAUAUAUUGACAUAUCGUAAUUGUGACUUUAUUUUCGCAAUUACGUUUUUAUAUUUUUUAUAUAAGUCGCAUAAUUAGUAUACCUCAUUUGUGAUUCUGUAUAUCGCAAGAAUUUUUUUUUCUCAUAAUUGUGAAUUUACUUAACAUUUUAAAAUUUUUUUUCAAUUUUAAGUGAUAAUUUUAUAUUUUAUAUUAUUGCUGUCAAAUUAACCGCGAUUAAUCA
Molecule: messenger RNA, 5344 nt
Organism: Cyprinus carpio (common carp)
Lineage: Eukaryota; Metazoa; Chordata; Actinopteri; Cypriniformes; Cyprinidae
Product: DLG-associated protein 1-like
Biological process (GO): signaling
Cellular component (GO): postsynaptic specialization; glutamatergic synapse
Molecular function (GO): molecular adaptor activity
Source: RefSeq, a predicted model, not a curated record